This is a messenger RNA of Filobasidium floriforme, 1707 nucleotides long. RefSeq names its product endopeptidase. The record is from RefSeq and is a predicted model, not a curated record. Bases 88 to 1368 code for a protein of 426 amino acids. Gene Ontology annotation, biological process: proteolysis. Gene Ontology annotation, molecular function: aspartic-type endopeptidase activity. Lineage: Eukaryota; Fungi; Basidiomycota; Tremellomycetes; Filobasidiales; Filobasidiaceae. The transcript has 6 exons.
CUCCCUUUCUCUUUCUCUUCAUCGCUCAGUUUGUGUAAAUACAAUCGAGCAUACACUUACCACCUACACCACACGACACCUCCCACAAUGAAGUCCGCUCUCUACCUGACUGCGGCGCUCGCCGUCGCUUCGGGCGCUCAAGCCGGAGUACACCGUAUGAAGCUCAACAAGAUCGAAACCAAGGACGCCGUCUCGUUGACCAAGCCCGCCUACUCGAUCCCUCCCGAGCUCGAAGCCGCCUGGUUGGGGUACAAGCACUCGAUCGAAAAGGUCAAGGGCAGCAAGGAGGACCACGAGGCCUUUUGGAAGACGGUCGCUGAAGAGGUCGAGGCUGGGUUGGAAGGGUUGAAGCCUUGGAAGCGGGACGAGGGAGAGAUGAUCGCUCAGAGGGGACAUGGGGUUCCUUUGAGUGACUACUCGAACUUGCAGUACUAUGCUCCGAUCACCCUCGGUAACCCUCCUCAGCCUUUCAAGGUCGUCCUCGACACUGGUUCUUCCAACCUCUGGGUCCCCGGAAAGGCUUGCUCGAGCAUCGCUUGUUUCCUUCACGCCAAGUACGACUCGUCCGCCUCCAAGUCUUACAAGUCGAACGGUACCGAAUUCGCCAUCCAGUACGGAUCCGGUAGCGUCGAAGGUUUCAUCUCGCGUGACGACCUCGGUAUCGCCGACCUGGUCGUCAAGAACCAGCUGUUCGGGGAGACCACCAAGGAACCCGGUCUCGCUUUCGCCUUUGGCAAGUUUGACGGCAUCCUCGGAUUGGCUUACGACAACAUCGCCGUCAACAAGAUCCCCCCUCCUUUCUACAACAUGAUCGACCAGAAGUUGUUGGACGAGCCCGUCUUCUCCUUCAGGCUCGGGUCGUCUGAAGAGGACGGUGGCGAGUGCAUCUUUGGAGGCGUCGACAAGGACGCGUUCGAGGGCAAGAUGGACUACGUCCCGCUCAGGAGGAAGGGAUACUGGGAGGUCGAGCUCGAGAAGAUCUCGUUCGGUGAGGAAGAGCUCGAGUUGGAAGGGACCGGAGCUGCGAUCGACACCGGUACCAGUUUGAUCGUCAUGCCCAGCGACAUCGCCGAGUUGUUGCACAAGCAGAUCGGAGCCACCAAGUCCUGGAACGGCCAAUACACCGUCGACUGCGCCACCGUCGACUCGCUCCCCGACUUCUCCUUGACGUUCAACGACAAGAAGUACACGCUCAAGGGUAGCGAGUACAUCUUGAACGCGGGAGGUACUUGUAUCUCGUCCUUUACCGGCAUGGACAUCCCUGCUCCGGUUGGACCCCUUUGGAUCGUUGGAGACACCUUCUUGAGGAAGUUCUACACCGUUUACGAUCUCGGCAAGAACGCCGUCGGGUUCGCCAAGGCCAAGUAGAAGACGACCUUCCGUUUUCGCCCUCAUCCACUCGAGAUUGUCGCAUCGCACAGAACAGGAUCUGGAUCCCAUCCGGACGUCUUUUUUCGAAUCACAAGUACAUUAUAUGAAUAAAGCAAAUUGAAAUCAGAUUGACAAGAGAAACUCGGAGACGACUCGCACGACCGUUAUGGCCUUGGACCGCUUAGCAAUUCGCCGUCUGGCGUUGUUAUUGCAUGCCGCUAUAACGGGAGUGCAGAGAGAAACCCCCUUUGUAUACCUUUCUUUUUACGCAUAGCGGUUCUCGAUGGCCGUUCUCUGUGUGUAUGCAUCGGAUUGAAUUGGAUACCCUUACAUCGA